Lichtheimia ornata is the source of this 3126-nucleotide messenger RNA. RefSeq lists its product as uncharacterized. The transcript has 4 exons. NCBI's taxonomy places the organism in Eukaryota, Fungi, Mucoromycota, Mucoromycetes, Mucorales, Lichtheimiaceae. Bases 1 to 3126 code for a protein of 1041 amino acids. The record is from RefSeq and is a predicted model, not a curated record.
AUGAGUCAGCAUCCCAACGCGUACACGCUGGAUCGAUUACACGAUCUCAACGACUAUGUUCAACUUGUACAAAUUUUGAGGAAUCGUCUUGAUGAUAGCCAAGUUGAUAUCAGCUUCGAAGUAUUGUAUCAGCUUAUCGAUCGCUUGGUCGUACGUGAUACAAGGCAUGCAAGCGACAACGUCUUGCGUGGGCUCCUUGAUAUCGCCAAUGAAUCGAUUAUCAGGCCAAAUCAAGAUGUAAUGACGAGUCUUUCAGCAUUACCAGCCACGUACAACAACACACCCUUUCCUCAGAAUACCACAGUUUACUAUGUACGAUCAUUACCUUUGACAAUUGAGCAGCUACACCAGAUUAUGGAGCGUUAUCAUCAUCAUUAUGCAGACAACUUGUUUUAUGAAUCUAUGCAUGCAUUUAUCCAAGCACACGUCGACCAGCCUGGUACUCAAGUGUGGAUUCGAUAUGUUGGAGCAACAUCGAAUACGACACCAGCAACACGGCUACAGGACGACUUGGAUGCUGCACGUGUCGUGGGUCGGCGACGCUUUAACAACUUUUAUCGUACCAUGACCGAUAUGGAUAUUCAUUCUCAAUUUCAAGUUCAUGAGAUUUUCCCAUUACGAGUUCAAGGUCUAUUUGGCCAACGAGGCCCCAAUCAAGAGGUGUUGGACGCCACCGAGCGAUUCUUGAUACAUCUGCUUGACCGCAAUUUCUUACUCAACAGCCAACCUGGUGGCUAUUUCAUAUCAUAUCAACCGUUGGCUCAGGAUCAACAAUUCAUCCAUACAAUCAAUGCUGCUUAUGCCUAUGAUCAUUGUACUGUUCUGCGUCAAGUGCAGGUGGCGCGUCGGGAAUUCAAUCAAGAUGUUGUAGCCGCUUUCGAUCAGUAUACAGCACAACUUACACAGCAUGACGAAGCUCUUGCAAAUUCCAUAACGCAACAAUAUCUGCAAUCAGUGUAUCAACAAUUCACGCCACAUGCAGCGCAGCAAUUCCAACACAAUAAUAGCGGCAUUAUUUUUACCCCGUUGGUCCUCUUGGGUAAAGACGUGUCCAUACACAACUUUUCGAAUGCAACAAGCUUCUACAAUAGCAGAUCAGGCACUGUGACCCGAGACUUUAUUGAUUCCAUUCUAUCCACUAUGUCCCAUGGAGAGGAAGUUGAAGGUGGUGAUGAAGAGAGGGAACUGUUGCUGCCUGCAAUGAUCGAUCUCUGGCCUAUACCACGGCACCGUUUUUUAUGGGAGUUGCACAUCAACCAUGCAGCAACAUUGCUUGAUAUUUUGAGACCACUUGUCUUAGUCUCGUUCAGUUACGAAGUAGCAAGGGUUGCUCGCUCGAAUUUUCAUGGAAGGCAUUCUUUGUCGAGGGAAGGGUACAGACAGCUGGCAGGGGAAGCACGCGUAUGCAACUAUGACACGAGUUUCAACUACGACACCGAACCUGAGGAUGUUGAGCCUGCACAACAUUGGUGCGUUGUUGUCUACCAUAAUGAUCCAGGGAACGCAAACUAUGGCAGCGUUAAUCCAAUAAUCACAAGAUUCAUGCAUUUAUGCUGGGUGCGAACCAUCAUCUUGCUCAACACAUGCCUUGAUUUCUUGCAACACCCAAACCUUGUUACUGCUGCACCGGGAAGCCGUACGUUUUCAGAACAAGUGCUUGCCGCAUCUGCUAGUAGGGAGCCCGAUCAACUGUCAACGUCAUUACAAGAAGCACGUGAUGCCUUGAAUGAGUACCGAGCUAAUGACGCUCGAGAUAAACAUAUGACAUUUGCUAUACGUAAUGAAGGUGUGCUCGAUGCCCGAAACCAUGAGAUGGUGGCUGCUGUGAGUACAGCAACGUUGCGUCGACGAAUCGAUAUGUGGGGUAUAUCUGCUCCUGCUGGCAGCGAUGAGAGAGUUCAGCAAUACGUCUCGAUCAUUCGACAUGAUUACCCGGACUUGUAUUCCAGCCCAUCUUUUACACACAAUCGAGCUGCAUUCCGUAAUUGGUUUAUCUACGUCAUGAACGACAAUAUCAAUAUAUUACAAUCCUUUUUGAGACAUGUCCAGGAAGAAACGACCCCCACUUCCGAAGGCCUACCGCCUGGAUUAGUACGGUACCUGUUGCAAGUCUGUCAACGUCCUCCCGAAUGGCCACUGGGUGAUGAUACGUGGAUAAAUGUGAAAGAGCUGAGAGAUAUCGCCAUGGAAGGGGCACGACAAAGAUUUGUUGAUAGAAAUGGAGCACCGAUGGGUAGAGCUCAAGAUCCACAAGUAUCCAGACAAUUGCGCAACCAGUAUCUUGAAUCCAUAGGGAAUGUUCCAUACCAUCGAUUUAAUAUGUGCGAACUCCAUGUUGGAAGCAGAAAAGCAAGGUUCCGUGUAGUGGUGGAUGGUGAACAAAGGCAUGAAACAAAUGGUCUGUAUGUUGGCCAAGCAAUUCAAGCAUGUGGACCGACAGUUUACAUUGACUUUGAUCCCCAAGUCACGCGCCAUGGAUUGGUGUUUAAGAAUGAAGCUGGACAACUGCUACCUUCUGCUCGCAAUCCCACAAUCAUCUAUGAUUAUACCCUUGUACAACAUGCCAAAAACUCUUAUUUCCGUGUAUUCGUUGAUACUUUGGGUGAUCAUAACAUUCAGCCUCGUCAACAAGUAAUGGAAGAAGCGGGAAUCGAUGAGCCAUUUUCUUUGAAACGAAUAUUGAGACCGUACUGGAUGCUUGUAUGUCGUGAUGAUGUUCAUGAUGUUUAUCUACGUGCUGAAGAUGUUCCGGGUGACGAACAAGAUCAACCAAACUUUACAACUGAGAUCACGGAUUAUAUCAAUGAACAUGGGCGAGGGAUUGAUCGUUUGGUGUGGAUGAAUUAUAUCGAAGACACAAGACGUGGGAUGGUCACCAUCAGUUGUGCAUGGAAAGAUCUGCUGAAACAUUACAAUUUGGCACUUGAAGACAUAAGCAUGAUCAGAGGUAUUAAGAGGUGGAGAAUACCUGCAUAUCCUGGCGAAGAUGCAAUGAGAGAUAUAGCUGUUAGAGGAUCAACAGGCCAAGUAAGGACAAGAGCGAGAAGUCGCAGUGCUCAACGUUACACUCGCCCACUUGGAUAUAGAGCUCGAGGAAGCCGGAGCACCACACCAGGUCCUCAAUGA